AUGUUUAGGCAAAGAAAAGUAAAAAUAUUUACGAUAGCUUUUAUAUUGUGUUUAUUUCUGUAUCAUACUUUUGUAAGACCUAGUUUAAAUUUGUUUAAAAUAAGAAUUGCUUUAGGACUGCUUCCGAACGAUAAAAUUGGUGUUGAAGCUGAAAUAUUAAAAAGUAUAAUUCCAAGAACGAAUGGAGUUCCAACAAGAAGUGUAAUUGUUAGUUCGUGGAGGAGUGGAUCAUCAUUCUUAGCUAAUAUGGUUAAUUCUGUGCCUGGCAACUAUUAUCACUGUGAACCUUUAACAUCUUAUGGUAUUACUCAAAUACGUGGAUCACCAAACGACACACAAGCUAUUUUGGGCAUUAAAAAAUUACUACAAUGUGAUUACACAGAUAUGGAAAGUUAUAUACAAGCCAUUAAUGAAAAUGAAUUCAUGCAGUAUUGCAACUGGCGCGUAUAUAAAAGUUGUGAAUAUUUUUCAAAAAUUUGUUAUCAACCACAAUUUCUUGGACAGAUUUGUAACCAAUUUCCAUUACAAAGCAUGAAGCUUGUCAGAUUGAGAUUAAAGGUUGCCAAGCAAUUGCUAGAUGAUGCAAGUCUUAAUGUGCGGAUUCUGUUGCUUGUAAGAGAUCCUCGAGGAAUAUUGCAAUCGCGAAAGCAUGAAGUUUGGUGUCUUGGAGAACCUGAAUGUGACAACCCGAAAACAUUAUGUUCUGACAUGGUGGCUGAUUAUCAUGAAGCUGUUGAACUUGCAAAAAAUUAUCCAAUUACAUUCAAAGUCAUCAGAUAUGAAGACUUAUCAUUGUCACCUUUUGAUCAAUCAAAGGAUAUUCUUCAAUUCUAUGGACGUUCAUUUGAUGCAAAUGUAGAGGAUUUUAUCAAGACUUUUACAAAAACCAGUGAUUGGAGAUCUAAUAAAUUUGCCCAAGAUUCGAACUCGAUUCCUUUCAAGUGGAUUAAAAAACUGACGUUCGAUGAGAUUCAAAAGAUACAAGAAAGCUGUUCAGAGGCAAUGAAGUUAUGGGGAUAUAGAAAACUAUCCAAAGACAAUGAUGUAGACAACUUCAAUCCAAUUAUUAACUUUCUUAAAUUUUAAGAUUUUUUGUAUGGGGCCGUUCACUUAUGACGUCGAGGGGGGGGGGGGGGGGUCAGCAAGAAAAGAGCAAUAGAAAUUCCUGGAAAUCCAUUGUUUUUUUAUGAAAAAUGACCGGUAAAUUCGGACGUAAUAAGUGAACGACCCCUAUACUAAAGUAGCUUUUUACAGUCUCAGGAAAUAAAAGGGAUUUUUAGGAUUUACUGAUAAAAACUCCAAAAAAAUGAAGAAAUUUCUGUUGAAUUAAGGGGAUUUGUCACCCCUGACUCCGAGUCUGGCUUUUAUUUUGAAAAUUCGAUUGUUUAAAUCAAUCUGUGCAAAAUAAAUUUCACAAUUUUGUUAUUUUAUGUCUCACAUUUUUUUAUGUCUCAAACUUGAUAGCGAAUGUAAUGUCUGAGCAGAGUGGAAUCUAUGGUGUCAAGUUUCAACC
Messenger RNA from Chironomus riparius, 1513 nucleotides. The record is from the annotation of a GenBank genome assembly. Lineage: Eukaryota; Metazoa; Arthropoda; Insecta; Diptera; Chironomidae.